This is a messenger RNA of Penicillium antarcticum, 438 nucleotides long. Its product is annotated as single-stranded DNA-binding protein. Gene Ontology annotation, molecular function: single-stranded DNA binding. The transcript is spliced from 3 exons. Lineage: Eukaryota; Fungi; Ascomycota; Eurotiomycetes; Eurotiales; Aspergillaceae. Bases 1 to 438 code for a protein of 145 amino acids. The record is from RefSeq and is a predicted model, not a curated record. Gene Ontology annotation, biological process: positive regulation of helicase activity; mitochondrial DNA replication. Gene Ontology annotation, cellular component: mitochondrial nucleoid.
AUGUCGUCAUUCCUCAACUCCCUCCGCCCCGGCCUGCGCAUGGCCAAGGUGGCCACCCAGACCGCCCGUACCUUCAGCUCCUCGCCCGCCCACGCCCUCGCCCGUCUGACCGUCACCGGCCGCCUCGGCGCCGACCCCGAGCUGCAGGCUACUUCCUCCGGCCAAGAAGUCGUCAAGUACGUUGUCGGCUCUUCCCACGGCCGCCCCGAUAACCGCACCACCAGCUGGUUCCGCGUUACUAGCUUUGUUCCCGAGGGUGCUCAGCGUGAUUACAUCCUUUCUUUGACUAAGGGAACACUCGUCCUCGUCGAGGGCGACGCCAGCCUCCGCAGCUACGAGGACAACGACGGCAAGACCCGCACCAACUUGAACGUCGUGCAGCGCAAUCUCGAGGUCCUUAAGCGCCCCUUUAACGCCGAUCAGGAAUCCCAGCAGUAG